UGAUCAGGCAGCCGUCUUUUUUCAUGAAUGCAGAAUGGCGAUGCCAGAAUUGCGGAAGAUCUCCCUACUCUAUCUCCCAUCCUGGCACUCCUGCUCAGGAGCCUUUGAGGCGCACUUUUCCCAUCGAGAGCGCGCUGCCUGAGAAGGCGGCGGACCUGGCAAAGAUGCACCAGGAGUGCCUGAAACGAUUGUCUGCCAUGUCUGGCCAUCAAGACGGUAGUUGUGGAAUUUGCAAUGAGUCGGAGAGGUGCAAUUGUGAAGAAGUCUUCAGAGACUUGGAGUCAAGUCUGCAUCGCUGGCAGAGCCUUCUGCAGCGUUGGUCCAACAGGACGAGUGCUUGGUGCAUCGAGGCACGCCGGGUGCUUCAAUCAGAGGCUGCACCGUCUACGCAGGCUGCGCAGACUGCGCCGGCUGCAUCUGAGCCUUCCUGCUCUGGCACCGAGCCGCCGUGUAUGGAGUACUGAGUGACGCAGCGCAGACACGGCGCUGACGCGGACCGUGCCGCGUUCGAAGGGGAACCGCAACGAGACUGCGAGACGAUCUGGGAGCUGGCAAGGUGCUUUGAGGGGCAUCCGACAUGGCGCCUGGGCCGCUAGGGACUGUGGGAUUAGGUACCUAGCCCUGCCUGGCAAUGAGGGAGAAGGUGCCUGG
Messenger RNA from Effrenium voratum, 651 nucleotides. NCBI's taxonomy places the organism in Eukaryota, Dinophyceae, Suessiales, Symbiodiniaceae. The record is from the annotation of a GenBank genome assembly.